Messenger RNA from Pyrgilauda ruficollis (rufous-necked snowfinch), 1386 nucleotides. It is a transcript of the gene MRPS17, whose product is annotated as mitochondrial ribosomal protein S17. Gene Ontology annotation, cellular component: ribosome; mitochondrial small ribosomal subunit. The transcript is spliced from 3 exons. The record is from RefSeq and is a predicted model, not a curated record. Gene Ontology annotation, biological process: mitochondrial translation. Bases 531 to 944 code for a protein of 137 amino acids. Gene Ontology annotation, molecular function: structural constituent of ribosome. Lineage: Eukaryota; Metazoa; Chordata; Aves; Passeriformes; Passeridae.
UGCGUGGGGUGUUUGGCCGUGGGGUACAGGGGGGCCCCCCCCCACGCUGAUUCCUUCCAGCCCUGAGCGCCCACGGCUGAGUCAGGCGUGGGAAAAGCAGCCCCCGAGUGUUUGCUGAAGCUUUCAUCCUAUGGUGUGUCCCUGUAUCCCUAAAGUCUGCUUUUGAUGUGUUGGGACAUCAAAGCGAGUGUCUUACAAAUUGGGGGGCAUGGAGAGUUCACAGGUGUUGGUUGUGCUUAACAAGGGAUCUGAGUGGGAGAGAAAAUGGUCAUUAAUCUCCAUUAGUUUUAUAUUGAUUCGAGUCUUCUGUUGGCUUUUCCCCUGACUCUUGCAAGAGUGGUACAGAAAGCUCUCCCUAAUUAAACCAAAUAAGGUAAUGGAAUAUAAUUUACUUGCAGGAAAGAACUCAAAAGCAAACCCAUGUACUAUGGAUCAGACAGCUCUUUGAUGUGUCAUUUCUGGCUUGAGAAGCUCAUUACCUUCCUUGGGUUCCGUCAGCUCAGCUGGCACUGCAUGACCAUAACUGAACAAUGUCUGUCCCACGUGGAGCUGUCCAUGCAAAAUGGAUAGUGGGGAAAGUCAUUGGGACCAAAAUGCAGAAAACUGCCAAAGUGAGAGUGACCAGGCUCGUGCUGGAUCCCUACUUGCUAAAGUUCUUUAACAAAAGAAAAACCUAUUUUGCCCAUGACCCCCUGCAGCAGUGUGUUGUUGGAGACAUUGUUCUUCUGAAAGCUCUGCCUGAGCGAAGGAGCAAACACGUGAAACACGAACUGGCUGAAAUUGUGUUCAAGGUUGGCAAUGUCAUAGAUCCCAUCACAGGAAAGCCCUGUGCAGGAACCAGAUUCCUGGAAAACCUGUCAGAUUCAGAAAAUCUCACCGAGGCAGAUACCACCUAUCUAAGUGAGAAACUUCAGGAACUUAAAGUUUGUUCAACAGACAAAUAGUGGGGGAAAUACUUUAAGCAGAGGGCUUCCGGCUUUUGUGUCUCUGUCAGGGAUAUUUGAGGCCCUGCUGUGAUAUGUUAAAUGUUCCAGUGAAAUUUGUAGUCAAAAUAAAUAGUACAUGUAGUUGCUUAUGCAAAGAGAUGUUGCAGAUUGAUGGGCACCUGGAGCUUUGAAUGAAAAUGCAGAGAAAAAUGCAAGUUUAGUGUUCACACUUCAUUUUGUUGCCUGUAGUUUUGCCCCAGUGACAGUUCCCAAAGGCAGCUGCCCUCCUGGAAUGGCCUCUCUAUGUUAAGACAAGACUACAACUGUGUGGUGUUUAAUUUUAGUGGGAGGAUCAUUAUAUUAUUUGGUUGUUCUGUAUUUCAGUCAGUCUUUUGUGGUUUGUAGGGUUACUGGAAAUGAUGCUAUUAAAGCUUUUGAAAGGAAGUGUAGAAUUUUAAAA